CCCAGAGCUCAGCUCAGAUAAUAGUAACAUGCUCCUUUCCUCCCUCUCGAGGUGUCUCUCCCAAAACACACCCCCUCCCUCGCCGCAGACCCGCAGUCACUGAGCCAAGAACGAGCAGCGCGAUGAGAGGAGGAGCGGGGCCCACGGUGGCGUUUAUCGCCGGCGACCCGCCUCCGGAUGCGGCGGCGGAGGAGGAGGUGGAGGACGACGAGCUGGAGCUGGGGCUCUGCCUAGGCUCCAAGAAGCAGCAGCAGCAGCAGCAGCAGCCCCCAUCGCCAGCGCCGUGCCGGAUCCUGACGGCCAGGGACCUGCAGCCGGGGGCCCUGUCUCCGGACUCCUCCGUGUCCUCCUCCUCCCCCGCAGCAGGGGCAGCGGCGGCCAGCAAGAGGGCCAAGGCGGAUACAGCGCCCAACGCCACCAUCUCGCCGGGGACGGUCGCUUCUGGCCACCCACAGAGCAGCUUUGGAGUGGUGGGAUGGCCACCCAUAAGAACUUUCAGGAUGAACAGCCUAUUCAACCAGGCCAAAGACAAUGCUUCAGAGGCUAGCACCAAGAAGGCCGCUGAUGAAUCUGACAUGCAGAAAGACAAGGAGGAGAGCGAGAAGAAAGGGCGGGUUGUCGGUUGGGUGAAGGUGAACAUGGAUGGAGAUAUCAUUGGAAGGAAGGUCGAUCUUAACGCCCAUCGUUCGUAUAAGACUCUUGCCUCAGCACUUGAGCUGAUGUUCAUGAAGCCAUCCAUCAGUCUUUACACUUCUAGUAGUGCAAAGUCUCUGAAUCUAUUGGACAGCUCAUCGGAAUAUCAGCUCACCUAUGAGGACAGGGAUGGGGAUUGGAUGCUCGUCGGAGAUGUUCCAUGGGAGAUGUUUGUAGGUUCAGUGAAGAGGCUCAAGAUCAUGAGGGCAUCAGAUGCUAAUGGUCUGGGUUAGAUUCUUCGCUCUCUCUUCUUCAACCCAGGCAUAGUAAAACAUUUGAAGGUCUGCGAUUCCAAGGGGUUCACAGAGCUGCAGCUUUCACAAGAGCUAGAACUUGAGAAGCACUGAUGGCGUUCGAUCUAGAGAGCUAUACCACUGGUGAAGCUUGAAAUUUGUUUCAUAUCACAUAACAGCAGUCCGUAUCUUUGGCAUAGUUGUGAGAUUACUUGUGUCUAGUGGAAAUAGUAGAAGCGCUGUGAAGGAGCCACACCACCGUGUUCUAUUCUAUUCUUUUUACUUGCCCUUCGGUGCCCUCUUUCAGGGCUCUUCUCAUGGCUAUGAGCAUCCUCCCCGUCUCUUCUGUCCACACUGUUUUUAUCUGAGGCAUGGUCGCCCAAAGUGUCGGUUUUUCUUUUUUUUUCCCCUUUUGUGCUGUGGCAAUAGUAUUUGUUCCACUUGUUUCAUAUUCAUGUUUAUAUCUGAAUGGAUGUGCAAAUUGUUGCGGUC
Panicum virgatum (switchgrass) is the source of this 1418-nucleotide messenger RNA. RefSeq names its product auxin-responsive protein IAA10-like. Gene Ontology annotation, molecular function: protein binding. The record is from RefSeq and is a predicted model, not a curated record. Gene Ontology annotation, biological process: regulation of DNA-templated transcription. The transcript is spliced from 5 exons. Gene Ontology annotation, cellular component: nucleus. The coding region runs from base 123 to 926 and encodes 267 amino acids. Lineage: Eukaryota; Viridiplantae; Streptophyta; Magnoliopsida; Poales; Poaceae.